Alternaria hordeiaustralica is the source of this 468-nucleotide messenger RNA. RefSeq lists its product as uncharacterized. The coding region runs from base 1 to 468 and encodes 155 amino acids. Lineage: Eukaryota; Fungi; Ascomycota; Dothideomycetes; Pleosporales; Pleosporaceae. The record is from RefSeq and is a predicted model, not a curated record. The transcript is spliced from 3 exons.
AUGAGCCUGGGCGCCCGCGACAAGGCCAUCAGUACGUUCGCCGAGAACCCCGAUUGCAAGAUCAUGCUCGCGUCUCUCCGCUGUGGUGGCUUGGGUCUCAACCUAACCAUGGCCUCCAAAGUCAUCAUGAUCGAUCCCUGGUGGAACUCGGCCUCCGAACAACAGGCUUUUUGCCGCGUGUUCCGUAUCGGCCAGCGCGAGGAAACUUUCAUGAGCAGGCUUUGCGUCAAGAACACAGUCGACCAGACUCUGAUCAACAUGCAAGAUCGCAAGGACAAGGAGAUUGCUGCGAUCAUGGAGGACGAUGGCAAGACUAUGAAGAAAAUGGAUACACGCACCCUGAUGCGACUGUUCGGUAACUUGGAGGAGGACCCCGAUGGUAGGCCUUUCAUCAUGGUUGACAAUCCAGAUCCACGCGGUGGUUUCCGGGCUGAUCGUGAUGACGAGGGCUAUGCCGACGAUCUCUAG